AUUUAAUAAUAUUAAUUAAGACGUUAUCUCAUUCCUGUUAAUUAAAGCAAAUCAAAUGAAUUUCGGUAAAACGACGAGUAUUAUUAUUAGCGGUAGCGCGUUCUUCUAUUUAUUAGCACAGAGUACAAAAUUUAUUAGUUCACGAAUUAAAAUAGAGCGUCAACUAAAGUCGUCUGAUUACUCGUUGACCACAUCUCAUUGUUGCAUAUGUAAUUCUGAAAAAGUGGAUGAUACAAAUGUUAACUUUGUAACUUGUAAAGGUUGUGAAUCUUUAGUCUGCACAAAGCAAUCGUGCUCAGAACAUGUGACUGAUUUGGAUAUUUGGGAAUGUGAUCGUUGUCGAAAAAAUCGAAUUGUUCAGCAAAAAACGGGAGAAUGGUUCUUAAAACAGCUCAAAGAUUUUUCGGCAUUCAAUUUUGAAAUGGCACUUGGUGAAAACAUUUUAAACCUUCAAAACGAGAACGGAAAUAAAGUAAUUAUUUCAAAAGUCCGUGGGCUGAUCGAAAAGUGCUUAAUUAAAAUUCUUAAUGGAACAGAUUUAGAUGCAACGUCAAUUGAGCAAAUUAGUGAAAGUGAAGAGUAUCUACCAAAUUCCAGCUGCAUCAAUACAGACUAUGUGGAACUCAAAAGAUUCGUAAAUCGGGUCUGUCAGGAAGUCAUCAAUAUAUCAGAUACUCUUGAAUUCUCAGAUGCAUCAGUUCCUAAAUCUUCCUUUGAUCCUCAAACAUACGAAGAGCUCCUGGCGACUGCUGUUCUUAAUAAGAUAACUACCGAUUUUCAACACAGAAAAAAAUAUGGUAUGAAUAGUCAACUGCCAGCAGAAAAAGAUACGGAAAUAGCCAAUGACGACGAAGAUAUUGACUUUAGUAACUUCUACUACGAUAAAAUGCAUCUCGAUAAAAUCCAAAGUCACAAAAUUUCAUUGCCGGACCUGCUUAAUGAAUUUGACACCCUAAAUGAUGAAGAUUAUGAGAAUGGGAAUCACAGUGGAAGUUGGGAAGGAAAUUGGUCUUUGAAAAGGUUUCCAACAGCCAAUAUAUCAAUGCUUAUUCCUGAGCCUAAAUUUGGUGAUGAGAAACCAAAAAUCGGUGAAAAGGAUAUAGACGAACUUAGUGAUUCCUCAAAUAAAGAUACAAAUUCUGAAGACCUUGAUGCGAUUUAUGAAGACGAAAAUGAAGUUGAGAAGCACAUGUCAUACAUUGAUUCAUUGGAAGAUAAUGAAGAAAUAUUUGCAAGUAUUCUUGAAACUGCUGAUAUUAAGGAAGAACCAGAAAAUUUCAAUGACGACCAAAAGAGUAUUUCAAAAUUCGAUAACAGUUAUGACAUUGAACUUGAGAAUGAAGCAAUUUUUAACAAUAUAAGUGAAAUUAAAGGAAAUAUUGAUGAAAUUUUUGAACAAAUCUUGGGUACAGAGAGUGACAGCAGUAAUCAAAAACUACAGAACGAAUCAAUUGAAAUUUCAACAGAAAAUGUGAUCAACAAAGAUAACGAACAAAAUACCAAAAUUGAAAGUCCAACGAUUGAGGAAAGCAAGGCAAAAUAUAAGAGUCCACUUUUUUCUCAGUACCUUAUUGAACCCAUUCAGCCAAUAAAAAUUUCGGAAGCGCUUAAAAAUGUUCCAAAAAUCCAAGAAAAAAUAACCGAAGCUUCUGAAUUAAGAGAAAAUAAGACAGUUGCAAUUGCCAAUAACUUGGAACUUGAAAAUUUUACACAGCCACUUUCAAUAAUGAAACCAGAGAACCUUAAUAUAAUCAAACCAAAGAAUGACGUUGAAGACAAUUCACCUCCAAUUCCUGGAUCAAUUGCCGAACGAGAGCAUCUCAAAUGGCUUAAAGCCAUUCCAAUUGAAAAUAAUCCUUAUUCACCAGAAGCUUUACAUAAAAGAUUGUCUCGAACACAUGAUAAACAUUUUGACAUAAGUUCUGAUAAGCAUGCUGAUGAAGUUCCAUCAAAUAACUUUGAUGAGAGACAACUGACGGAUGAUAUCACUAAGUAUAAGCGUGACUAUUACAUCAAUCAAAGUUCGGUAUCAACAGAAUCAAUAAACAUGCCUAAAAAUGAGUCCGAAGAAAACGAUGUUAAUUAUGCUGCAUAUAAUUCUUUAGAACAACAAAAUGACAGUAGUCUCACAACUAGCGACGAUUCAUUAACUAGAAUUUACACUUUGAGUUCUCAAGAAACUGUCAUCAUUCCAUCACAUAAAUUAGAACAUGAGUCACAUGAAGACGUAGAGCAUGAAGUGAAAAAGUUUGACAUUGCCGAAGAAAACAUUCUAUUGCCCUCAGUGAAGAAGCUUGCUGAAUUUUAUGCAAGCUCGACUAAUCUUUCUGAAGUUAAUUCAAAGGAGCCCGAGGAAAUGAACAUUCCCGAAGGAAUCAGCAAAAUCACUUCAAAGAAGUAUGCUACUUCAGAUACUCCAGCAAACCCAAUAGCAUCAAUUACAGCCAGAACAUUGCCUCCAAAAAUAAAGGAAGAAUUGAGGAAAUCCUUACAUGAUGAUUUGACAGUAAUUCGCCAUAAUGAACGAAACGUAAGUCCAGAUAUCAUCCAACAUGGAAUGGCAAAGAAUAGUAUUGCAUACUUUGAAAAUUUUUACAAAUAAUUUAUUAAAUGACAAUUUCAUUCUGUA
Molecule: messenger RNA, 2629 nt
Organism: Chironomus riparius
Lineage: Eukaryota; Metazoa; Arthropoda; Insecta; Diptera; Chironomidae
Source: the annotation of a GenBank genome assembly